Daldinia caldariorum is the source of this 1665-nucleotide messenger RNA. RefSeq lists its product as uncharacterized. Gene Ontology annotation, molecular function: oxidoreductase activity. The record is from RefSeq and is a predicted model, not a curated record. Bases 1 to 1665 code for a protein of 554 amino acids. The transcript has a single exon. Lineage: Eukaryota; Fungi; Ascomycota; Sordariomycetes; Xylariales; Hypoxylaceae.
AUGAGUUCCUCAAUAACAAUAAGAUGCGCCGGCCGGUUGACACCGCGCCUACUUCCGGGAUCUCAAGCCGUCCGUCUUAGACCUCGCCAAUUAGUCGCACCCAGGAGCUUCCAGCCUAAGACAACCCCUUAUCUUUCUCAAAGCCAACACUUCUUCUUCUCAAGUCUCCCACAAAGACAAUCCCAAGGCGCUCAGACAACCCCACCACCACCACCAUCAUCAUCAACCAACGGCCCGCAGCCACAGCAAGGCCGUCCAAGCAACUGGCGACCAUGGAUCCUGUUCAACCUGGCCGGCCUCGCGGGCGCAUUCCUAGUCGCCGCCGUGCUCAAGAGCAAGAACGCGCAGGGCGGCGCCAUGAACAUGACGUCCUUCAGCCCCUUCACCAUCACUUCCAAGGAGCAAGUGUCUCCUACGGUAUUCGUGCUUAGCGUUCGCGCCGACCAAGGCGGAGGCAGCGGAGGAGGAGGAGGAGGGAGUAAGUCGUUGCUGCUGCAGAGGGCUUGGGACCACGGUCUUUGGUCCGUCGAGGUCAAGCAGCCGCAGCUGCAGAUCGCGAGGCAUUAUACGCCCUUGCCGCCUUUGGCUGGGGAGGCUGUUGCUAGGGGUAGCGGGGGUGCUGGUAGUGGGGAAGGGGAAGCGGGAAGGGAAGGACAGGGGGAAGAGCUAAGGUUCCUGAUCCGCAAGGUCGAUGGCGGCGAGAUGUCGACGUACCUGUCGAAGCUGCAGGUCGGCGAGAAAGUCUGGCUGCGGGGCCCGCAUCUCGGGUUCGAUGUCGAGCGGAGACUGGGCGAUGUUGGCAGACAUGUCGUGUUCCUCGCGGGAGGUACGGGAAUCGCGCCUGCGCUGCAGGUUGCGCGGAAGGUGUUGGAUGGUCACAGCGCGGAGGCCGAGACGGCGGGCGAGCGGAAAGGGGACAAGCCUACCGUCUCGAUCCUAUGGGCGAACCGGCACGCUGCCGAUGCGCUAGGUCGACAACAGCAAAAUCCGCCAGGCUCCGGUGCCGGGAAGGGAUCAAGCUGGUUUUCGCGCAGCGCAGCCCCGACGACGCCAUCAGACGCACCUAGCGAACAACAACCAACCCAAAUCCCAGCCGAGUCCACCCUCGCGCACCAAAUCCGCGAGCUACAAGCCAAACACCCCGACCACUUCCGCAUCUCGUACUUCGUCGACGAAGAGCGACGAUUCAUCGAAGAGCGGGACCUGCGCCUCGCCCUCGCAAACCCUUCUCCCGCCCCCAGCGCUGCUGCUGCUGCUGCUGUUCCUCCUACUCCCCCUUCCAUGUCGUGCACAUGGCACUCGCCGAAGCAGCUCGUCAUCCUUCCCGACGACAACGACCUGGGCCGGUUCUCGAUGCCGUGCGCGUGCGUGAAAGAUACCAACACCAACACCAAUACCAAAAACAACAAAAACAACAAUAGUAAUAACAAUAGGAAUGGCAAAUCCCCCUCCUCCGUCCAACCCGGGGCAGGCGCGGACCUGAUCUGCGUGUCCGGGCCAGACGGCUUCGUGGCGGCGUACGCGGGGCCGAAGCGCUGGUUCGGGGGGACGGAGAGGCAGGGGCCGGUGCGGGGGGUGCUGGAGCAGGUGGUGCAGGACGGUAAGGUGAAGGCGGGCGAGGGAGAGGGAGAGGAGAAGCAGAAUUGGCUUGUUCUGAAGUUGUAG